UCCUCCUCCUAUUUGCCGUGCUCCUCCUCUCCUGCCUCUUGCCUAUUGAUUAUUCACUUGGGCGUUCAUUUACCUCAGCGUCUCAUACAAGGUAGCCCUGCUUCCUCUUUAAUUUAUCUCAUGUCUUUAAUACAGUUUGGACUUUGCCUUCCUAAAUCGUACUUUAUUUUUAUUGCAGUGAUUUAUUAUCUCUAUUCAGUUACUGUCUGGACACGUCCCUCUGCUCCCUCCCUGCAUGCUUCUCCCUUGCAUCAAGACUUCCUCCACCUUGUCUGUGUGGAAGACAAAGCUGUUCGGAGUCCGCGCUGCAUUGUUGUACAGUUUGAAUAUUAACAUGUGGCUCAGCCAUGACUGUGCUGUACCAGUGGAAAAAGAAAAAAAGAAAAACCUGGGAGGAACAAGGACGGGCUCUGUGGAGGGAGGAGCUGCUGUGGAAACGGCCCUGUCAUUGGUCGGUGACGUGUCCUGCCUGCCUGCAAAAGCUGGCCCGGUUGGCUGCUGCUCUGCAUGGAGCACAGCAGUUGUGAAGAAUUACCCCUUCUCCUUUCUGCCCAGUCUCUCUCUUUCCUGACUCUUCCCCUCACAUUAACGACUGUCUGGGAGUCAUCGGUGUCGACCACGUGCCUGUGCCACCUCAAGGACACCACUGUUCCCAGUAUACUGCAGCCGGAUUCCUAUCAACAAGACAACACGCAAGGACAUGCAGAAGAGAGGUCAGUGAGGAGGAUGACAACAGAGGAAUAAAGGACAGCGAAGGAGGGAUGAGAAAGAGACUGAAGUAAGAGGAGGAAGUGGAACUCUGAAGGGCCUACUGCGAGGGGUUGUCUGCUGCCGUCUGACUUUGCUGGAUGAGAGCAGGACGGGGCUCGGUGUGUGUUUGGCCUUGAACCGAGGCUAUAUUUCAUCCUGACAGCCACAGUCAUCCAUCCCAUGUUGCUGAGCUGCAGUCCCGACACAUCCUGAGCGGAGCCGCCACCUCGUCUCAUCAGUGCAGGGAAACCUUCCCCAUACGAGGUUCUGCUUUUUUCCUCCCGUUCUACAGUCAUCUUCCGAAAGAUAACUAGCACCACAGAGACUACCACAGCCUCGGCCAUGUUGACGUGAAUGUAACAGUGACUUACGGCGGGCGUCCUUUGAGUCAGACGAAGGCGCAGAUGCUCAGCAACAUAUCUAAGCAUUCCAGAGUGAUGUCCUCAGAGUAGUUUCUGUUUUUCCCUUUUUUUUUGAGACAGAGCUGGCCUCUGCUCACGGUCACGGCCCUCUAUCUCGCCCCAGUGAAACCUCAGCUGCCACAUUUCCCAGGAAGAACUAAUAAACAUCCCCCAAAAUACAUUGAACGCAAGGACUCGCUGCCUAUUUGUGCUGAGGGCAAAACUGAGAAUAUUUUUGCUUCUCUUUCCUCUCUGUUUUGCUGGGGAUUCUUUUUCCGUGCAUGGACAUUAGUCACCCUUGCACUCGUCAGACAUCUUUCCGUCCAUCUGCUUAGUGCUUUGUGAGCGUCUCCGAUGGCUGUCAGCAUGAGCAUGGGACGGGACACCAAAUGGCUGACCCUGGAAGUGUGUCGCGAGUUUCAGAGAGGCACCUGCUCAAGGUCUGAUGCCGAGUGCAAGUUCGCCCACCCCGCCCGGAGCUGCCAUGUGGAGAACGGCCGAGUCAUCGCCUGCUUCGACUCGCUGAAGGGACGCUGCACACGUGAGAACUGUAAAUACCUGCACCCACCUCCACACCUGAAAACCCAGCUGGAGAUUAACGGGAGGAACAACCUGAUCCAGCAGAAGGCGGCGGCUGCCAUGUUGGCUCAACAGAUGCAGUUUAUGCUGCCUGGAACCCAGCUGCAGCCCAUAACCACAUUCUCGAUGACGCCCUCCAUGGCAACGAGUCCCAGUAUGGCUUUCAGUCCCUAUCUGAGCCACAUGGGCCCAGGCAUGGGCUUGAUGCCUGAGCUGCUGCCCAGUGCCCCCCUCCUCGUCCCUGGGAGUCCCAGUGGCCUGGCAGCCAUGGGCAACGGCACCUCUGCACAAAAACAUCUGCGCACGGACAAGCUGGAGGUUUGUCGGGAAUUUCAGCGCGGUAACUGCACGCGGGGCGAGGGCGACUGCCGCUACGCUCACCCCCUGGAGGCCGGCAUGGUGGACUGCAGCGAGAACUCGGUCAUAGUCUGCAUGGACUACAUCAAGGGCCGCUGCAGCCGAGACAAGUGCAAGUACUUCCACCCGCCUGCUCACCUGCAGGCCAGGAUCAAGGCUGCACAGCACCAGGCCAGUCAGAACACAAUCACCAACACAGGCUUGGCUCUGCCACCGGGGGUCAUGCAGCAGCUACCAAAGAGGCAGAUUUUAGAGAAGAGCAACGGAACUGCUUCCGCUAUCUUCAACCCCAGCAUGUUCCACUACCAGCAGGCCCUGGCUAACAUGCAGCUGCAGCAACAAGCCUUUAUCCCCGCUGGACUUAUGAAAACCCCGGCCCCGCUGGCAGCGGAGAGCCGCUGGGAAAGGAGGGAGUGGAGCAGCUGCAGGCAAAUCCCCAGCCGCUUCCUGUCAGUACCUGGACUGAGUGUUCCCAUGAUGCACGGGGCCACCACCUCCAAUGUUUCGUCGGCCUCGACCCCAGUCACCAAUGUUCCUUUCGCUGAAUCUGCCGCCUCAAAUCAGAAAACUCAGAGCUUCUGACCUCUGAACCAGUGGAGCUGCAGUGCGUUCCCAUGGAAACCCAUUUCUGUCCCGUCCCCAAACUGCUGAUGGCAGCUCCAGUGGCGCUAAACUCAGUAAGCCUUUCCCGAAACACCAAUUAAAGCCCCUGAAACAUGCGCAGUACCGGGGCGGCCAUCUUUCUGAACGCAGCGAACACGUGCCUCCCCCACACUGCACACGACUGAGUGACAAUGUGACACCUCUUAUGUUCUGACAGUAGAAGAGCUGCGAUGGUUCAGCCAACACAAGCCCGGACAUACUGCUGUUGCUUUAAAGCAGCCAUCCUGAUGCAUACUGACUUGACCAGGCCGAGCAAUAGAGCUCCCUCGUUGUUACAGCCAUACAUACCCACACCUUAAACGUGCAGCAGACGUGUGCACACAAACAAACACACACACACAUACACUUGUACGACUAAAAAGCCCUUUAUGGGUUGAAGCCAUGACAUGUGGCGACCCAACACAUUUGACUGUUCCAAAGUGUGAAACUCUGAAAAGUUGAUUCUGGAAAAUUCAGACGGUUCGAACAUCUCGUGUGAAACGGCCGCUGGUCUGCAACCAGUACAAUUUGUCAUCAUAACGAAGGAGUGUUUCAUGUCAUGUCAUGUUUACGUUUCAAGAUGGCUACAAAUGUGCCACUGGUGUGAGUCGUUGUUCAUUUGUUUGUGCCUUUGGUUUUUAGCAGCUCAGCUGCAGAGGAGACGUAGUUUCCCACAGGAUACACUGAAAUACACAAAUACUCUGAAAGAUGUUAUUAUUGCCAAUCAAAUGCAAAAUAUUUCAUUGUAAAAAAUCUGUAUCAACCUAUAGUCUAUUUUAAUUCCUCCAGUAAUUACAUCGAUCACCACUUCGAAUUUUAUUUUUCUUAUUACUUCCUUUUAUUUAAUAGUCCUUUAAAAAAUAUAUAAAUUACAUAACAUUUCUGGAUCUAAGACACAAACUGCCUUAAAGCAGCUGAGGUGAUGUUCGCUAUAUGGAAGCCUGUCUCCGUAUAACUCUGAAAGUUUCACAUCAGACAGCUCAACUCACUUCUACUCUUGAAUUUGAGUUAAUUCUCUGGACUCGGUCAGUGGUUGGGUCCUGUCAGUAAUUGUCUUAUGAUUGAAAUAUGGUUUGUUUCUACAAACGCAGUCAAUUUCACCUUCUGUUAAAGCUACGAGCCUUGGACUUAAAUCCGGAUUCCCUGAAAUAGAAACAAAGUUACUUUUAUGAGGGUCAGAUCUGAGACGUUUUAAUUGGUACUUCGUAAACUUUUAAACCUGAUGUCAGAGGAGGAAGCUGGGUCUGUUUCCUGAUGUUGUGCCUAGUCUGUGUGCCAAGUGGAGGUAUAUGCAAGGUGAUGCCCCCAUUCAAUGCAAUACCUGAAUAACUCCUCCUAAUAAACGUCUCCCCUCGCCCGUGCGGAUCUGUCUUUUAAACAGGCAGUGUGUCUAAUGUAAGUGUCUCCUCUCAUGGAUCGAGUGAGCGCCACAGCAUUUUUAUGUUUCACGGCUCUUCAGGGAGAAAGCUUAGAACUUGAGAAUAUCCUGUCUGACUUUAAAUUGUGUCGUCUUUUCUACUGAUGUGUCCUGUUCGUCUUAAGUCGCCAGACUCUAAAUAUUACAGCGACAGUUAGUAACCAGGACUGAGUUGUGGGGGAGUUAGAAGAUGGAUGAAUGAGAAGGAAAUCCCCCCUUUGAAAAAAGACAUUUACGAACCAGUUGGAUUUCUGGUUUUCAAAUGUCUGUGAUGAACUGCUCUGAUGGCAUGUGAAAUUUAACAUAACAGCUUCGGGAACUGGGCUGAAAUAACUUUUAUCCAAAUUCAAACGUGCCUCUUUAAAGUCUCCUCAAACCACUGCUGUCAAUACACUGUAGGAACAGACCAGUGCUCAAAGAUAGAUGUGUUAUUUGGUACAUUAUUAUUAUUAUGGUGAAUCAUAUCUGUACUAGUUUCUUCUCUGAGACAGCUGUGCUGUCCUAUUGUUAAUGUAACGUAAAUAAAUCAGUGUAUUGUGUGCAUUGUAAAGUGUGUUGAGACAAUGAAUCGCCGAACUGGUUUGUUGUAAAUGCUGCAGAUAAAACAACAUUUCCCACUGAACAUCAUUAAUUUAAAAAUAAUGUCAUUGUGUCGUGAAUGUAUCUAAAGCAAAAACUAUUCAUGCUCCUCUAAAGGACAGGCAUGUUGAAAUGUAAUGAUUCACUAUAUAUAGACUAUUUCUUAGGUCACAAAGGUACCAUGCUGAUAGUGUGUAAAGACAUAUAAAGUAUGUGUAUUGUUCUAUAGAUUUAUAUUUAAUGUCUGUGGCUGAUGUGACUACUUUUAGAAAUAUCUUUCACUCUCAGUAAAGGUAGAGCUGAAUUGUACUUUUGAAGUACAAAUGUAAACCAUACAGGUACAUUACAGUCAGUUCUUGUACCCCAGCCGUGGAAAAUACCCAAAGUGCCCAAAAUGCACCAAUUAACAAUGAUGUAACCGUUGGGCAAAUUUGAGAAAAAUAGCAUGUUACUCUUUCUUUCUUUCCUGCAGUAUUUUUACGUUUUCUCGUGGUUUGGAUCGGACAGUUCUCCUCGGUGCUGCGGCCCUUGUUUAGGGAAUAAGGAAGUGUAGACAGACCGGCCAGUGGGAGAUGCUCGUGCAGCAACAGGGACGUAAUCAUUCACUGGCUUCACAUCCGUGUCAAUUAUGUUCAAUGAGGCAAGUUGGAACCCUUGAUAAUAACAAUAUCCCUUCUAUCUGUCUAUGAGGAAAUCAAUACUGCUCUCCUGUUUAUGAGUUUUAUUGGAUUAGCUUUGCACAAACCUGGAGGCAGGGGAAAACAACUAGGCUAAGAUCGUUGCGUCUUUCGUUCAUUUCGUAGAGUUGUGUUCUUUAACUAUUUCUUGACCAACAGUCAGGCAAAGUGCACAAUCUGGAAUCUCUGGACAACAUCAGUACAAAGAAUUUAGACCGUGUCGGACAUUUUAUCAGUCACAAAAUCAAAUACUAAAUAUAUAAAAGUUAUUCUAAAUGGUUUCAAACCCAGUCUGGCAUUUGUGUUUCACACUCUCUUGUUAUUUAUUGACCAACAUUCUACAUCGAUCAAUGUAAAGUGUAAAAAAUCUCUGCAAUGAACUAAAGCAUUGUUUUCCCUUGUUUCCAGUCUUUAUGGUUCUAACUUCAAAAUACCAAACAGACAUGAGAGUGAUAUUAAUCUACUCAUCUAAUUCUACGAAAAGAAGGUGAAUAUGUGUAGUAUUUAUUUAAACAUUUACAUUUCAUCCACCUGUGGAUCACAUUCCACUGGACAACAGGUGUCACAGGAAUAGCGAUACAACAUUAUAUAAAUGUGUUGACAAAUUGCAUUCUCAAAUAGAUUUUAAAUUCCAUUAUUAAAUGUUGAAUUUAAUAACCUAUUUUUUAAAUGAUAUCAUAUGCUUAUUUGUUAUGUCAUUUGAACUAUUGAUUGACGGAUAAACAUUUCAUUGGUAUAAUUUUUAUAUAAUAAUAAAUUGGCUUGCAUUCAUGAAAAUUCAUGAAUGCAAAAUUUUAUUGCACAACUGAUGUUUUAACUCUUUUUCUGUGACACGUGUUGUCCUCCAUAUAAAAGCAGUACCUAGCCUGUUAUAUGUCUGGUAACAUACAUCUAUAAAAUACUUUUUGUCACAGACAUAUACUGUACUUAUCCUUUAACUCUUUAUUCGAGGGUUUAGCAGCUAAUUUUAGUGAAAGAUUGUCUCUCCUGCUCAUGAAAUUGAGAAUUAGAACAUCCCAGAAAGUUAUCUCAAUCUUGUGGUUUUGAGAGUUUAGAUUUUUCCAGCCGAGGAAGCCCCUCCUUCUAUCCUUUAUCUCAUCCUCCCCUUCACAUAAUUUUGCCUUGACUGAAAAAAACAACGAAUGCGCAAGAGUGUGUUAGUUAGUGGAUCUGCAGUGUGGCAUGAGAAACAUUUUACUUCUUUCCUUUCUCUAAUUCUCAUGCACAUGAUUUUCUCAAAUGUAAAAGGAUCUGAUCACUGGGUGCAGUGACCUGAUCCUUUAGCGUGUGUAAUUCAGCCUACUUAUGUUUCCUAGGGCACAAACAAAGGGCCUUAUUUCUGGAUCACUGUAUAAAGAUAUGAUAGCUGUGUAUCAAAAUGACUUGUAUUAAUAGUAAGUUAAGCUUUUUUUAUCUAACUUAAAACAAAAACACAGCAUGAAAUAAAAAAAUCAUUUAUACAUAGUUAAUGGUUUGUGUAGACCAACACGAAAAAAUAUUCGAUAUGAAAAUCAUUUGUAUACAAUGAUGGAGUCAUUGUAAACGGUAAUAGUUUUGGUUGCUAUGGCAACAAAAUGACAACAUGGCUACCUUUCUAUUAUCCUAAUUGUGAAUUUUUUCACAUUAAUUGAAAUAAUUUACACCACUAACUUAUUCAAGAAGGGAAUGUCUAAUUAGUUUGUCUUGUUAUUGCGACGUGAUGAAAUAUUUUAUAUGGAAAUCUUCGUAAUAUCCAAAGGUCCUUAGGGGAGAUCAGGUGUUUAUUUUGUUGUUUUAAUUGGACCUUAAUUGUUUUCUCUUUUUUGUUGUUCUUGAACAUGUUCUUUUUGAGAAAUAAGAAUGGACUUAAACACCUUUCUGUCAGGGAGGUGAAGAGGCUUUUGGACUAAGUGGAAGAUCUUCAUCUUUGUCUGUCAAAUCAAACUAAUCGGUUCACUUCCUGCCUGCAGCGUGGACCGCUCUCCUCUCUUUGUGGAGGUUUGAGGUUUUAUCAGUGAAUUCUGUUUCGGUUUCGACCCAGAACGUGGUCCAGAAGUCUCUUCCUGCCCAGCUGUGCUGGGGGAUGACGAUCCUUACUGAGGUGUACCUGAAUGUGUGAUGUUCACCUUGUUUGCACUUAUGUACAUAACUAUGUCAAAAUACUCAAAAUUUAUUUUGAAUAAAUAUAGAGAAAAGAGUUGACUAAAAAAAUCGAAUCAGUGUAUGUUAAUGAUAUGUCUAUCAUUUUAUCACAGUAUAAAAAGAUCACUUUGAGGGAUCUGCCCUUUGUUUGUUUGUUUGCUGGAGCCCUGUUCUAAUCCAAGCAUGACGUUGCCUCGCUCUAAACCUUGAAUGGGCUGUGGUUUAAAAAAAGCUUUUUCAGUUCGUUUCUGGUUCAAACCUGGCAUCCAACAGUAGAGAUGGAUUAGAAGAAACAGGCCCUCUGGAAUUAUUACAACAAACUAAUACUAACACCUGGUUGUUAUAUGCUCAUCGUGAUGACACAAACGCAGGCGCUCUCCUCUAAAGCAGCAAAAUAAAGCACAGGGUAGCUCCACCUGAAACCAGCUGGGAAACAAGAGGAGCAGAUAUGAGUCAGACUCUAGAGAGAGAUGAACAUGAGAUGUGUUUUAAAUCCACUUACAUUUCUGUCAUUUUGUGAAAUGGGUUAUUGUUUUCCCCCUGGUUGUCAUUAUCCAAAACAACAAUAAAUCUGUAUUCUCCUGCAGAUUUACGUCACAGUCGCAAACAACCUGUUUUGGCGAUGUUAUUCUUGGAGCAGCAGCGUCCUUGCGUAACUCUGUUCCUGCAGAUUCAGACAUUCACUGCUCUCCACUUGCUCUCAAAGCCAGCGAUUUUGUUGCCAUGGCACUUGUCCUAGCGGUGGACAGACUGAGUCAUCCUGGUGAAUCGGUUCACAGCCCCUCGGACUGCUGUUGAAUAUUGACUUUUAAGUGACUGCUCACAGAGACGGCUCUCUGUACGACGUGUACCCAAACCUCGCCAAAGGUUCUCUGCUGUGACUAACCAGCAGCCAUCACCACUGCAGUGCCAACGCACAGUAUGGGGGAGAAGUACAUGAGGAGUGGUCAUGACAUACUGUGGGUUUCCAGUCACCAAUAAGGGAACACGAUUGUGAUUUGAUUUCGAAAUGUAUUUAUUGUUAUUUCAAAGGUUCAGUUGUGUAAGUGUGCCUUUAUUGUGCAAACUGUAGUUUUCCUUUAACGUUUGAAUGGACUUGAAACAUCACAAGUGUUGACUGUGUGUAGAACACUUUUGUAAUCUGUUGGUGAGUCGCAAUCACAUUGGGUACAGUCGCAGACCGAAUGGCAACCCCUGGAAGUUGAAGAGGGCCAAAGACUGUUCAGGACUAAGCCAUAUGAAAAACUCUCUCUGACACUCUAGGACAGGCUUGAAGGUGACGGCCGUUUCUCUCGCUUCUCUCUUCUUUUUUCUUUUUGUUGCUUGUGGUGCUUGUAUGUGCUGCUGUGCUACAUGCCAAUUUGAUUUGCAGUGUAUCGCUAUUAAGAGUAAGUUACUGUGCCUAUGAUGAGUUCCUGCGAUUUCUGUUUGACCUUUAAUAAAAACAUAAUUGUGAUCCUC
Messenger RNA from Pleuronectes platessa (European plaice), 8984 nucleotides. RefSeq names its product muscleblind-like splicing regulator 3 (gene mbnl3). The transcript has 9 exons. NCBI's taxonomy places the organism in Eukaryota, Metazoa, Chordata, Actinopteri, Pleuronectiformes, Pleuronectidae. The record is from RefSeq and is a predicted model, not a curated record. Bases 1506 to 2669 code for a protein of 387 amino acids. Gene Ontology annotation, molecular function: metal ion binding.